CAUCUUGCCAAUGAGCUGCAUUGUGACAUCUAUCUCUGAGUGGAUUUGCAAGAACUGAAUUUGCUUUGGUUUUGUGUAUAGUUUCUGGCUUGUCGUAUGUUCUUAUGCAGCUUUGAUCAGCUUUUCUAUCAUCUGGUAUGUACUCAAAUCUUCUCUCCUCUGCAGAGUGAUGUGCUUUGAAGUGAAUAAAAUGGCAGCUUCAUUGGUCCCAGGGGUCCUCAUAAAGCUCCUCCAGCACCUGAAUACCAAUGUUAAGGUUGGCAGCAAGCACCGGUCAUCCCUGCUCCAGGUUGUGAGUAUUGUUCCUGCACUUUCUGGAAGUGAUCUGUUCACCAACCAAGGCUUUUAUCUUAAGGUCUCCGACUCCUCCCAUGCAACGUAUGUCUCCCUGCCAGAUGAACACAAUGAUCUGAUCUCAAGUGAUAAGAUCCAACUAGGGCAAUUCAUUCAUGUUGAUGGCAUCGAGGCAGGCUCUCCUGUGCCCAUUCUUAAGGGUGUGAGGCCACUCCCUGGUCGUCAUCCCUGUGUUGGGAAUCCCGAGGAUAUCGUUGCUGCCAACAGUUCUCAUGGUUUCCUUGAUGCAGAGAAGCCACAGCAAUCCAGUGACACAAGCUGUAACAUAAACACUACUUCAGUAAAUGAGAAAAGCAAAUUGGGGAAUUCGAAGUUAGCCAUUAAAACACAGGAGGUGCAAAAGAAAAGGGCUUCACUUGGUAAGUCAGGCUCUUUCCAGUCGAAACAACUGGCCAGUGACAAAUUGGGGAAGGAUGGUAUCAGUGUGAGGUUAAAAUCAAUGGACUCAUGGUCGAUAACUUCGUCUCCAACAAGUGUUUGUACUUUGCCUGCAUCAUUCGAGAAGUUCUCCUUUGAGAAGUUCUCCAAUGAAACUAAGAAGCAAGCACAAGCCCAAAGACCAGAGAAACCAUUGUCAAGGUUUCGUCUGUUGGAUAAGGCAGCUUCUGUCUUGAAAGUGAACAAUGUUGGUAGAAAAUCUUCUGCUGGAAAUUUCUUAAGAAAUUUGGUGCCAGACAUUGAGUUAGAUCCCAAUGGUUUAAGAAAAAGCUGGGUGGAGAAAGUGGAGGCAAAAGGAUGGGAUAGUUCUACCUUAAAAGCAGCCAAACUUGAGACAAGAUCCAAAUCUAAGAGCACUUCGGCUCCUCAACAGAAGUCAUCAACAAAUGAGAAACUGUUAACUAAGAAGGAUAGCAAGAUUCAAACUACCAUGAAGAAAACCAAUGCAAAAGCUGCCACCGAUGAUUCUGAUAGAUCAGCUAAACGGCGGCCUUCUGUCAUAAAGAAGUCCUCAGAAACUGCUACCAGUCUGAAUCUUGCUGACUUUGUCAAAGUUGUUCCAACCAAUAGAAAAUGGACUGAUAGUAGUGUUUCAUGGUCAUCGCUUCCAUCAUCUCUAGCAGAACUAGGAAAGGAGCUGUUGAAGUAUAGGGAUGCAGCACAACUGGCUGCUGUUGAGGCUGUACAAGAAGCUUCUGCUGCAGACAGCUUGAUUCGGUGCUUAAGUAUGUAUGCGGAGAUCAGUACCUCUGCUAAGGAGGACAACCCACGGCCGACAGUGGAGCAGUUCCUCGCCCUUUAUGCCUCCCUCCGCAACGCCACUGCCGUUACUGACUCCCUCUCGAAGACUACAUUGCAAACUCUGCCGGUAACUGCACCGGGCCAGUCCCUCAGCGGUGACCCGACCCUCGAAGAAGCCUUAAAAGUAUCCGCCGACGUCCGCCGCCGUGCCGUUUCCUGGGUCGGUGCAGCCGUCGCCACCGAUCUCGCCCCCUUCUCCCUCUAUGACCACAAGCCCUCCUCUGCCUCCACUGCCUCACGGGCGGUGCUGGUCCUCGAGGGUCCAUCGAAGACCGCCGCCGCCACGGCUCCCUCAAAGGCCACUCAGACGAAAUCCCGGCUCUCCCUGACGUCUGUCUCGGUUGGUAGGGGGAACGCGCGGGGGCCGGCGGCACCACCGUCUCCGCCGCCGGAGUGGGAGCGGGAGGUAGGGCCCAACGAAGGGGCGCGGCUGGUGCGAACGCUGAGGGAGGAGUCGCGGGCGUGGUUCCUAGGGUUCGUGGAGAGGUUCGUCGACGCCGAGGCGGCCGCGCGGGGGAGGUCCAACCGGCAGCAGUUGGCCGCGAUGCUAUCGCAGCUGAAGAAGGUGAACGAAUGGCUGGAGGCUAUCGGCUGCCAUCGGAGCGACGGGGAGGCAGUGGAUGGCGAGGGUUCCGGUGAUGUGCCAGCGGAGACGGUCGAACGGCUGAGGAAGAAGAUCUACGAGUACCUUCUCACCCACGUCGAGUCCGUCGCCGUCGCGGUCGGCGGUGCGUGUCCGCCAUCGCAGGCGGUCGUGGGGCGGUCGGGUCGGAGGGGAUGACAAACCUGGCUCGCACCGUCGCAUCCGGGCAUGACAGUGUUUUGGGAUUCCCAGGGUACGUGUCCUGAUCCUAUUGCACGAGAAUGUUGUUCUGUGCCUCUAGCAACACGAUAAAUAGCACCCGAUCUCUGUAGGGUAGCCUUCCAAAUAGUGUCAAUUGGAGUCAAACUCUUUCCUCACUCGGGCUGGUCAACGUAAACUUGUCGGUGAGAAAAAGAAUAUGUGGAGGACAUUUAUACAGUUUAAUACCGCAAUUAAA
Molecule: messenger RNA, 2633 nt
Organism: Musa acuminata AAA Group (dessert banana)
Lineage: Eukaryota; Viridiplantae; Streptophyta; Magnoliopsida; Zingiberales; Musaceae
Exons: 4
Coding region: 170-2374 (734 amino acids)
Source: RefSeq, a predicted model, not a curated record